GUGAUCAGCUGUGUCCAAUCACAACUGAUCACUAUGGAAACACAUUUGCUGGUUAUCGGCAGUACUUUGCUCACGCUGUCACAGUGUGAGGAAUGUACUGCCGUGCAGUGCUGCCCAUCAGUGCCUAGCAGUGCUGACUUUCAGUGCCCAGUGCUGCUCAUCAGUGCCCAACAGUGCUGCCCAUCAGUUCCCAACAGUGCUGCCAAUCUGUGCUUGUCAGUGCUGCCUAUCAGUGCCACCAGUCAGUGCCACCAGUCAGUACCCUUCAGUGCUACCUAUUAGUGUCCUUCA
This is a messenger RNA of Staurois parvus, 291 nucleotides long. Lineage: Eukaryota; Metazoa; Chordata; Amphibia; Anura; Ranidae. The record is from the annotation of a GenBank genome assembly.